ACGCUGUGACAAAGAGAAUCAGCGCUCGUCGUGACGGAGCGGCGCGGGCCGCCAUUUCAAAGCCGAGGAAACGCGGGAGCCUUCGCGCUGUAACCGACGGAUGCGUGUUUUAUACAAUACACCGAAUUAAGUUCUGUAUUUUUAAGGCUCGUUGUUUAGAAGAACUCUCAGUCUCGUAAGAUGGAUGGCGACACAGAGCAGGUGGAGGAGACGACAGAAGUGAUGGAGGCCACAGAGACGCCCUCAAAUGAAGAACCUUCAGCUGACAGCAAGAUCAGGGGUCGUGGAGGGAAGAUCCGCGGCAGAGGAGGCCGGAUGCCCCGUGGGUUCCGUGGAGGACGUGGGAUGAUGAUGAUGAUGAAAGGGUUUCCACCAGGUCCUAUGAGAGGAAGAGGCCGCGACGGGUUCACAAACGGAUUCGGACCCAUGAGGAGAGGUAUGGGGCGUAUGUGGCCGUAUCCAGACAUGCGCGGCCGACGAGCUCGAGGCGGACCAAGGGGAAUGAACCUGGGUCCACCGGGUCCACCGCCUCCACCUCCUCCCCCCAUGCACAUGAGAGGACCUCCACCACACAUGCACAGGCAUGGCCCGCCUCCUCCACCGCCCCCUCCGGGACACCCGGCGUUCCGAGGGCGACCGCCACACCCCAGGGGGCGGGGCAUGAUGCCGCCCGGCCCGCCUCGCUUCUUCCACCCCAGGGGGAGCAGCAAGCCUCUGUGUUCCUCUGAAGGGCUCUUCUGCUGCUUUCACUCUGGACUGACUCUUCUUGUCUCCUGAAGGGGUGAGACACCCUUCUGAAGGCAGCCGGACUCGCAGGAGGCCCCGCCCACCGCCGUGAAGCUCCGCCCCGUAACCGAGGUGAGCUGCAUCUCUCUGCUCUGGACUCAUCUGUCAAUCACACUGUAACCGUGAGAACAGAACCCUUCAGGCACAAAGAUCUGCAUCCACGCAUUGCAGACAAAAAUAAUUUUGUACGCAUUGAUUUUGUUAAAAAAGGUUAUGCAUAACGCAUUAUAAUCAUUAUACAUAGGUUUUAUUUUUUAAAAUGUCUUAGUUUUUAUGAUUUUUUUUUUAUUUCAGUUUUUUAUUUAUAAAUAUUUUAUACUACUUGAGAAACAUUGAAUGGGCAACUAAUUGAAAUAGUUUCAUGGUUUUUAAUGGCUAUACAGUUUUUAUUUCAGCUUUUACAUUUAAUUAUUUUGUAUUGUCUUUAUAUUUUUAUUAUUAUUAUUAUUUUAUAUAUUUGAGCAAAACUCAGUCAAAAUGAGGUUUUGUCCUGGCAUCAAAAACUAACACUAGCUCCUCUAUUCUCUGUAUUCUAUACAGAUAUAUUUUCUUUUUAAUUAUUAUAUGAUUAACAAAAAUCAAAGAAGGCCUCAAAUAAACUAGCUUGCUGUUUUCUUUUUCUAGUCUAUCGGUUUUAUUUUUAUUAAUUAUAAAAACCCUAGUUUGGAAGUCACUUUGGGAAAAAAAAGCAUAUUUUUAUUCCAGUUCAAGUUUAACUAUGAUAAUAACAUGUCUUUUCAUAAAUAAUUGCGAUUUGAAAUGCACUAUAAUAUUUGCAGGCAAUAAUAUUAAUAUUUGCAUUAUAACAUUAAAUCAGAAAUUGUGUUUUUGUCGUGUUUUAAUGCAUUCAGUUUUCUAAAAGUGCAACAGUGAAUAGACAAGUAUAAUUGUGCUCCUAGUUAUUCAUGUUACAAGGCAUAGUUAAUUAAAUCCUGUUUAAUGCACUACACAUAAAGGCUAGUUUCAGUUUUUAAGUAAAGGAGAAGCAUCCAAGGAUGCACUUCAGUUUUUGGGUCGCCACAUAACUUGCACACUCUGGAUAAUUUAUGUAUUUAUUUAUUGAUGCAUUUCUACACAAAGAAGAUUUGCCAAUCUAAUAUCUGAGGCACGUUCAGUAUAGUGUGAGUAUCGUGUGCUUCUCCAGACGACUGAAGAGCUGCAGAGUAACUCAGAGAUCAUCUUCUGCUGCUGCUCAGGUGAGACUCCAGGUCUCCAGAGAUCAUGUUUUCAUUCUGUUCAGACUGAGGCUUCUCAGAGGAGGAGUGUGUCUGACGCUGUGCUGUCUUCUGUGUGUGUGUGUGUGUGUGUGAGAGCAGGGAGUCUCUUCAGAGGAAUGUCUCGUUUGGUGACGCACACGAGGAGCUGUGAGUAACACACUGACAUCUACACACACAUCUUUACUCCACUCCUGCAUUAAAGGAAGCACGUCUCUGCA
Carassius auratus (goldfish) is the source of this 2221-nucleotide messenger RNA. Its product is annotated as formin-like protein 20. Lineage: Eukaryota; Metazoa; Chordata; Actinopteri; Cypriniformes; Cyprinidae. The record is from RefSeq and is a predicted model, not a curated record. The transcript is spliced from 6 exons. The coding region runs from base 181 to 777 and encodes 198 amino acids.